AUGACAUUACUGCUCACUCUGCUGCUGGGAGAGCUGGUGUCUGGCCGGAGCCCCCAGCCCCCAGUGUACUCUCCACAUUGCAAUGCCAGACCUGGCAAGAGGAAGCGGUUCCUCCAGACCCAACUCGCCAAGCCAGCGCCCCGACCCCCGGAGGCCCCCGGCUACACGCGCACGCGGACCCGGCCCCCGCCGCGCCGGCCCGCCCCUCCCCCUCCCCGGGGCCACUUACCCGGGGCCGAAGCGGGGGAGGGGCGAGCGCGGGCGGGGGCUGCGGUCCCGGGCUGCUCUCAGCCCCGGGGGGCCGGGGCCCGGACCAGCGGCAGCAGCAGCGCAGCGUCUCCCCCCGGCGGCAGCAGCGGCGGCGGCGGCGCCGUCCCACUCCCGCAGGCACACAUAGGCUCCAUUGUCCGCCGGCGCCUCCCCCUUUCCGGCUCCCCCUCCCAGGCCCGCCCCUUCCCCCUCCCCUCGACCCUCCCCCAGCCGCACCGUGCCACGAAAGGUACCGCGGGCCCCGCCUCGGACGCGAGCGGAGGCGCGCCCCUCCCCCGGCCCGCCCGGCGGGGAAUGGGGCCCUGGCCCCGCCGCCGCCAGGGCCCGCCCCCUCCGGGGGAAUGGCACCCGUCCCCCUCCCCGAACACGAUCGAUGGUACCAGCCCGCCGCGGCCCCCGCCCCCUCCCGCGCCUGGCCCAAGAGAGGCCGCCCGCGCCCCGCCCACCCGGGCCCCGCCCCCGCGCUACACGAAGCCCCGCCCUGGCGGCACCGCCUUCUGCUUUGCAUGA
Rattus norvegicus (Norway rat) is the source of this 780-nucleotide messenger RNA. The record is from RefSeq and is a predicted model, not a curated record. Lineage: Eukaryota; Metazoa; Chordata; Mammalia; Rodentia; Muridae.